AUGGAUCUUGUCCCAUUGGUAGCAGGUCAGAUCCUGUACAUUGCAUACUAUACCACCGGACUCGUUCUGGUGUCGAUCGUCCUCAAUGUGAUCAAGCAGCUCGUUUUCUACAACAGAAAGGAACCACCUGUUGUCUUUCACUGGGUUCCUUUUAUUGGAAGUACAGUCGCCUAUGGCAUGGAUCCGUACCAGUUCUUCUUCGCUUCUCGUGCCAAGUACGGCGACAUCUUCACCUUCAUCCUCCUAGGCAAAAAAACAACCGUAUACCUCGGCGUUGAAGGCAAUGAAUUCAUCCUUAAUGGAAAGUUGAAGGACGUCAACGCCGAAGAAGUCUACGGCAAGCUUACAACGCCCGUCUUCGGAUCUGAUGUUGUCUACGACUGUCCCAACUCCAAACUUAUGGAGCAAAAGAAGUUCAUCAAAUACGGCCUAAGCCAAGAAGCCCUAGAAUCUUAUGUCCCCCUAAUCGCCGAGGAAACAAGCGCCUACAUAAAAUCAUCCCCUAACUUCAAAGGCCAAUCCGGCACCAUCGACCUCGCCGCCGCCAUGGCCGAAAUAACCAUCUUCACAGCAGCCCGCACCCUCCAAGGCGAAGAAGUCCGCUCCAAACUAACCUCCGAGUUCGCCGAACUCUUCCACGACCUCGACCUCGGCUUCACCCCAAUAAACUUCAUGCUCCCCUGGGCACCACUCCCGAACAACCGCAAGCGCGAUAAAGCACACGCACGCAUGCGCGAGAUCUACUUCGAGAUCAUCCAAGCGCGACGGGAAGCCGGAGAAGACAACGUCGACUCCAGGGAUAAGGCCAAAGGCACAGACAUGAUCUCGAACCUUAUGCGCUGCGUGUACCGCGACGGAACACCAAUUCCGGACAAGGAGAUCGCGCAUAUGAUGAUCACGCUGUUGAUGGCGGGUCAACACUCGUCGUCUGCGAUUAGCUGCUGGAUUCUUCUGCGGCUUGCCUCGCAGCCUGAGAUGACGGAGAAGUUGUAUGCGGAGCAGAUCCGGAAUUUGGGCGCUGAUCUCCCGCCGCUGCAGUAUAAGGAUAUGGAUAAGCUUCCGCUGCACCAUAAUGUGAUCAAGGAGACGCUGCGAAUCCACUCGUCUAUCCAUACGCUUAUGCGGAAAGUAAAGAAUCCGAUGCCGGUGCCUGGGACGGAGUUUGUUGUUCCGCCGUCGCAUACACUGCUCUCUUCGCCUGGUGUUACGGCGCGGGAUGAGCGGUAUUUCCGUGAUCCGUUGCGGUGGAAUCCGCAUCGCUGGGAGAGUCGGGUUGAGGUUGAGGAUGCUUCUGAUACAGUGGAUUAUGGGUAUGGAGCUGUUUCCAAGGGAACGCGCAGUCCGUACUUGCCGUUCGGAGCUGGUAGACAUCGUUGUAUUGGUGAGAAGUUUGCCUACCUUAAUUUGGAGGUUAUUAUUGCCACGCUUGUGAGGGAGUUCAGGUUUUUCAAUCCUGAGGGCAGGGAGGGGGUGCCGGACACGGAUUACUCGUCUCUCUUUUCGCGUCCUAUGCAGCCGGCAACGGUGCGAUGGGAAGCCCGUUCAUAG
Penicillium mononematosum is the source of this 1548-nucleotide messenger RNA. Its product is annotated as cytochrome P450. Lineage: Eukaryota; Fungi; Ascomycota; Eurotiomycetes; Eurotiales; Aspergillaceae. The transcript has 4 exons. The record is from RefSeq and is a predicted model, not a curated record. Gene Ontology annotation, biological process: ergosterol biosynthetic process. The coding region runs from base 1 to 1548 and encodes 515 amino acids. Gene Ontology annotation, molecular function: heme binding; oxidoreductase activity, acting on paired donors, with incorporation or reduction of molecular oxygen; monooxygenase activity.